AUGUUUGAGCCCGUCGAGGGAGAAGCGAAGCCGAAGCCACAGCGAUUGUUUCUGCACGAUGAUGCGACAAAGAGUGCCAUCCAUGGACAGGGGUUUCUGGGGGGGCGCCUGGCUCGUACUCUCGUGUCUGUCUACCCGGUUCUGUGGAAAUUGGAAAGCAAAAAAAACGCAGACGCCACGUCUACACCGGCCCGGCCCCCCGAUGAACGGUUUGCCAGCCGCGGCAAAAAAGAAGCCAUGCAGGCUCUCCGAGACAUGCUCGGGAUCCUCUGGAGCGGCUCCCUCUCCCCGAGGCAAGGGCAGCCUCGACUAGAUCUACAUGGAGGAAACGGUGAGACAGACAAGGGGCGUCGGACCCGAGAGCCGUGGGGGCGUGAAUGCAGUCCGACGGGCAAUAUCCGUUUACUAUCUCUUGGGGGCCGUUGCUCAUCUGACAAGCCUUCUCUCCCCCCCAGCCAGCCAGCCACCUCAGAGAGAGAGACACACACACACACACACGCCGUCGCUCCCGCGCGCGGCGCCACCCUCUUUGGGGGUUACAUGUGGCGAGCCGCGCCCGGCCCCCCCUUUGGCUCUCCCUUGCAGGACUUCCCUUUAGUAUAA
Molecule: messenger RNA, 603 nt
Organism: Cordyceps militaris CM01
Lineage: Eukaryota; Fungi; Ascomycota; Sordariomycetes; Hypocreales; Cordycipitaceae
Exons: 4
Coding region: 1-603 (200 amino acids)
Source: RefSeq, a predicted model, not a curated record